Messenger RNA from Trichechus manatus latirostris (Florida manatee), 291 nucleotides. It is a transcript of the gene CCL1, whose product is annotated as C-C motif chemokine ligand 1. The record is from RefSeq and is a predicted model, not a curated record. Bases 1 to 291 code for a protein of 96 amino acids. Gene Ontology annotation, biological process: immune response. Gene Ontology annotation, cellular component: extracellular region. NCBI's taxonomy places the organism in Eukaryota, Metazoa, Chordata, Mammalia, Sirenia, Trichechidae. Gene Ontology annotation, molecular function: chemokine activity. The transcript is spliced from 3 exons.
AUGAAGCUCAUCACCGUGGCCCUGGUGUAUCUGCUAUUGGCUGGGAUGUGGACACGAGAUGUAGACAGCAGGAGCAUGCAUGUCUCAUCCUCCAACUGCUGCUACCAGUUUGCGGACAAAAGGAUUGCCCUGAAGACUAUCCAGUGUUAUAAAAACACCAGCUCCACCUGCCCCUACGAUGCCUUUAUAUUGAAGCUGAAGAAGGGCAGAGAGAGCUGUGUCUUGAAGACAGUCAGAUGGGUCCAGGAUAAUUUCAGUAAGAUGAAACCCUGCCUGCCAAAGACAGUAUGA